AUGUCUGCCAUUGCCCCCAUAAUUAGCCGCCUCUCCUCGCCCGCCGUGGCUGCCCCUGCGCGCCGCGCCGCGGCCAGCUUCUCCACCUCUGCGCGGUCGCUGAGUCCAGAGGCCGCGUCGGGCGUCGCGGCGCCAUCGCGCUCCUCCUGGGCUUGGAGGAAUCUGUCGCCCAGGACGCGCCGCUACGUGGUCUACGGGCUCGGAGCAGGUGCCGUUAUCGACGGCUACGUGGUCUUCAACUACUUUCCCGGGAUGUUGGGCCUCGGCGAGGACAAGAAGAAUUGA
Molecule: messenger RNA, 285 nt
Organism: Purpureocillium takamizusanense
Lineage: Eukaryota; Fungi; Ascomycota; Sordariomycetes; Hypocreales; Ophiocordycipitaceae
Product: DNA helicase
Exons: 1
Coding region: 1-285 (94 amino acids)
Source: RefSeq, a predicted model, not a curated record